This is a messenger RNA of Xiphophorus hellerii (green swordtail), 10303 nucleotides long. It is a transcript of the gene dnaaf11, whose product is annotated as dynein axonemal assembly factor 11. The record is from RefSeq and is a predicted model, not a curated record. Lineage: Eukaryota; Metazoa; Chordata; Actinopteri; Cyprinodontiformes; Poeciliidae. Bases 1003 to 2301 code for a protein of 432 amino acids. The transcript has 13 exons. Gene Ontology annotation, biological process: outer dynein arm assembly. Gene Ontology annotation, molecular function: protein binding. Gene Ontology annotation, cellular component: cytoplasm.
UUGGGGCCAGAUUAAAAAAUAAAAAGUUAAUAUUACUAGAAUGACAUUAAAGUUGGAAUAAAACGAGAAUGAAGGCGUAAUAUUACCUUAAUAACGAAAUAAUACGAGAAUAGAGUCGUACGAUAAUGACCAAGUCAUAAUAAUAUAAGAAUAUCAAUAUGAGAAGUUGAACCGUAACAUUGUUCUUUAUAUUGCACGACUUUAUUCCCGUAAUCCAUGACUUCAUAUUGUCGUAAUUCUAUGACUUUAUUAUUCUGUAUUUUCUCUUCGCCCUGAUGCUCCGUCUUAAGGCGAAAUUGUUACUCAAUCAGAAGUUUGAUGUUUUUACGCCUGAGCCAAACAGUAAAAUGUGUGACAGCGUUUCUGGUGUGUAGCAGAAAAUAUAAGUUUAAGUAAUGAACCAUCAGCAUGUCACGGAGGAAAAGUUGCUAAAUCAAUAAGUUCCUGAGAAGCAUUUGUACAUUUCAGAACCAAUAAAAAGUCAAGUAUUUCAUUUCUAUUUCAAAUUCUAGUUUAAAUUCAAAAAUAUUUUAUUAAUCUUAAAGGGAAAUUAAAUGUUAUUGUAACUCCUAUUAUUUAAGGAAAACUUCAGUAAAAACUAAAACGUAAAUUAUAUAAAAAGUAAAGAUUUCUUAUUAGGAAACAAAAAGACAAUAAAACAAGCAUGAGUUGCUACAAUAAACGUAAAAUGUCAUAUAUUAUGUAAAAUAAUGAUGGUGGAGUAUUUGCCUUUAAAGAUCUAAACGGAAGUUUGAACUUAGGUCUGAUUUAUUGAUCAAUAUUGACUAGAUCCUAUCACUUUUGUUACAUUUAAAGACUCACUAAUACACUUAUCUUUCAAUUCUUUUUUAAUUCUUAAUUUUUGACUUGUUUUGUGAUCAUUUCAAGUUCAGAAAGUAAAACCCUUUAAAUUAGUUUAGAAAUGUUUAAAAUUUCCUACAGAAUUUGAACGUAGCAAAAAGUCGGUUUCCACGGCAACGCGUCACAACGACUGAGACUAAGAUGGUUUACAUCACAGAGGAGCUGAUCCGGCGGCGGGCCGAGCACAACGGCUGUGAGAUCCUCUCCCUGGAGGAGGUUUCCCUGCACCAGCAGGACAUCGAGCGGAUCGAGCAUGUGGACAGGUGGUGCAGGGAGCUGAGGAUCCUCUACCUGCAGAACAACCUCAUCCCCAGAAUCGAGAACGUGGGGCGCCUGAAGAAGCUGGAGUAUCUGAAUCUGGCCUUGAACAACAUCCAAGUCAUUGAAAACCUGGAAGGUUGUGAGAGCCUCCGGAAGCUGGACCUGACGGUGAACUUCGUGGGUCUGCUGAGCAGCGUGGAGUCGCUGCAGCACAACGCCCACCUGAGGGAGCUCUACCUGGUGGGGAACCCCUGCACCGAGUUCCAGGGCUACCGGCAGUACGUCGUGGCGGCGCUGCCUCAGCUCAAGUGGCUGGACGGGACAGAGAUCAGCCGGUCGGAGCGGAUCAGAGCCUCGCAGGGCCUGGAGCAGGUGAGGAGGCGAGUCAGGGAGCAGGAGCAGGAGUACCUGAGGAGGAGAGAGGAGCAGAAAGAGGAGGCUGCACAAAGAGACAAGGAGAGGAAACCAGACUCACAGGACGACAAGGAGAACCUGCGGAGCGCCGAGGAGGAGGAGCAGGACUUCUGGCACACGCCCUGCUCCUUCACCCCCGAGUCCCGGCUGGAGGCGCACCGCCGCCUGGAGGAGAAGAAGAACGCCAACAGGAAGGAACCAGAGAAGAAGAACAAACCUCCCAGGACUCUGAUCACCGCUGACGGACGAGUCAUGAACAUCAACGAACCCAAGUUGGCCUUUUCUCUGACUGAGGAUGAGGAAAGCAACGCUGUUGUGUUGGACCUGGCCGUUUACAGACACAUGGACACGUCCCUGAUGGAUGUGGACGUCCAGCCGACGUACGCCAGAGUCAGCGUCAAAGGAAAGAUGUUCCAGGUGGUUCUUCCUGCGGAGGUGAAGCCCGACAGCUCGACGGCCCGGCGCUCCCAGACCACCGGACACCUGGUUCUGACCAUGCCCCGGGCUGAAGGUGAACUCAGAGUGAAGAAGCCCGCUCCUCGCCAGCGCCGAGCCGCUCCGAGCCGCAGCUCAGCAGAGGAACAGAACAGAAAGGAUAAAACUCCUGAGAGGCUGGAAGUUGAUCCCAGUAAACGUAAAUCUGUUGAUGUUGCCAACAUCGUUCCUCAGCGGAGCAACGGAGAAGAUCUUCAGGAAAAACCGGGUCGAACAGCAGAACUCCCUGAAGAGUUCAUGGACGACCCGGAGGUUCCUCCACUCAUCUAAAAUGUUUUUAAAAACACAGUUUCACCGCCGCUCUACAGAAAAUGAUGCAAAUCCUGGUUAAGUGAUUUUAAUUGUCUUACAGCAAAACAAAUGUUAGUGUUGGUAACAAAACCUCAGAAGAUUCUGACAGAAAAACAUUUUGGUUUUAGUAAAAAGAUUUUCUUCUGGACAGUUUUUGGUGUUUUAUUCUUUUUUAAAAUCCUUUUUCUUAACCUUAAAGUACAGAAUCCAUGUGUAUGUUGUAAAUAUUAAGACCAAACAAGAUUUAUCACCUGGACAGACAAAAACAGAUAAAUAUAACUUCAAUCUGCUGUCAUUGUGAAACACAUCAACCAGUGAUACUGACCUUCACCUUUAAUUGCUUUUUAAUCUGAUUGUCUUUAGUUGCAGUUUGUGACAGAUUCUCUAUGGUGAACUGGGGUUUUAAUAUUUUAGUGGAUGUCAGUGUUAUUGAUCUCAGAUUGAAGAAUCAGUGAAACCUCUAAUGAGGAAGCUGGCAGCCUCUCUGGACCUUCAUAAGAGUUUCUGCAGCUUUUCCCCAAAGUUUGAGCUCAGUGUGUGCCUGGACUCAUUUCAUUUCUUUGCAAAGAGCAAAUGUUAAAUUAGUUUCUAAUUCCUCAGAGGUACAAGGUGUGCUAACUGAACGCUGAAGUUUCCUGUUUCUGAUCUGAUGAGGGCUCAGAGGUUUAUUCGUCUCUGUCAGCGGCUCUUCAGCCUUAUUGGCCUCAACAGGAAACCUCCAAUCUGUAGAAAGAAAAUGUCGUCAGCGUAUCUGUUAGCUCGAAUAUUAGCUUAACCGUUAGCUCAGCUGUUUCCCUUAAAAUGUUUGUGCUUAUUUGCUUGAUUUUGAGAAAGUACAAUAUUUGCUUAAAUAUUCACCAUACUCUUAACUUGAUCUGUAACUUAUUGGCCACUUAAAUUGUGAUCUUGACUGAAGGUUAGCUCUCCUAUUAGCUUGUCUAUUAGUUCGUCUGCUAACUCAGCUGGUAGCUUCUUCUUCUUUUGAGUUUUAUUAGCGGUUAGCAAACCAACUUAAGGUGCCCAGCUGUUAGCUUGACACCUUAGCUUUACUUUGAGUAGAGAAGCUGUUAGCUCUGUAGCAUGUUAGCUUAAUUAUUACAUGACUAUUAAUGUUAAUAGCGUUUACAUAACUUUGUGAUUGCUGUCUCACUGUUCAGUGUUGCCUUGACUAUCAACUGUUUAUGCAACUGUUUGCAUGAAUGUUAGCAUUAGCAUAGCUCAAGAGGUUCUUGACUGUUAGCUUGACUAUUAGUGAAAUUUUAGCUCAGCUUUCAUUCUGUUAACGUGACUUGAAUUAGUUAGCUAGCUUCACUGUUUUGAGUGUUUAGAGCGCUGUUAGCUUAUGUAUAGCUUAUAUUAGCAUGACUGUUUCUUAAAAUAAUUGAAUUUAACUGUCACGCUAACGGGCAUUUGUCUGAGUUCUACCCUGACUGUUAGGUCAAAGGUCAAUCUUGAGAAUUAAUGAAGGCAACUAAACCUCUCAUCCAAAAGUUGUUUUUAGUUCAGAAACUUAUAGGUUGGGAGUUUUAGGUUUAUAAACUGUCCUCAGAUCAAUCAUGCUGAUUGGGAAUUAGAGCAUCACUAAUAAGGCUGAAAUGUUUUCAAGAUAACAAAAGUCCAGUUAUCUGCCUUUAAAACUCUUACCCUGCUCUGAGUGACACACCAGAGGUUAGUAUUAGCUUAAUAAGUAGGGAAGCAGUUAGAUUAAAUAUUAACUUAAUUGUUGAUUUUGCUGUUAGCUCAGCAAUUAGCUUGACUGAUGAUUAUGUGUUGUUAGCAGUUAGCGUAGCCUCUCUCAUACCUGACCUUAGUUGACGGAUGUUUAACUGCUGCUGGUCGACCAAAGUUAGUUUGUUUCUUUUUUAAGUGAACAUAUUCCUCUCAUUAAUUCACCAGCUACUAAAAUCCUGACUUGUUCUCUUCCCUGAUUUAAUUUUGUGCUGCUUUUAAGCUGCAGCUGAAGAAAAAUCGAUGAGCUGUGGCUGUUUUUUGUUCUGUUUGCGGCUUCAGGCCGUUGUGUUGUGAUGCUCGGCCUCAGAUUCGGGUCCUCUGCCAGACUUUGAUCAGAAGCUCCUCUCUGCCCAGAGGACAUAAACUUAUUCUUCAGUUUGCUCUUCUCUCCUUGAAUCUCGGCUGAACUCUCCUGAGUCUUCACUUUCCUCUUGAGUUGUCACCUUAAAAAGCUCCGAGGUCGUUCCUCCUCUUCCUCGCCCUCCUCUUCCUCCUCUGUACGCCUGCAGGAAUCGUUCUGCCUUCCUGACGGCUUCACUCUUUUAUUAUCCAGGCUAUAUUUGGACUGAGCUGUAUGCGCUGUACAGCAGGAUGUUUGUCUUUACUGCAACCUGCAAGUACAUCAAAACUCCUGGAGCCUGGAGCCUGGAGCCGCACUUUGGUAAUUAAUUUCUCCAGUUUUACUGGAAAACAUCUUUAUUAGUUAUUGUAACCCAGAAAUGAGUCGAUAACUGAUAACCGAUCAGGCAUUUGCUGGCUGCAGAUUUCUGAUUUAUUGGUAAUAAAGCCCCUGCUCUGUGCAGUAACUCAGUGUUCGCUUCCCACUUCCACAGCUUUUCAAAAUGAAGGCGUGUUUAUUUAUAGGCAAAGGAAAUGUGUUGCUCAUCACUGAGAGGAAAUAAACUCAAAAAUAAAAUCAACUUCAUGCAAAUAAAGUUUACAGCUCAUGGAAAACAUCAGCUGUAGGUUUCUGAGCAGUUUUAGGAAAUGUUCAGAACAAAUUCUUUGGUUAACCAGAAGACAGUUUUGACUUUGAAUAGGCCAUUUAUUUUUUUACAUUCUAUUGCCAGAUAUAUGAUUAUGAUCUACUUGGUUAAAAUGUAAACAUUUUUCUAGAUUAUCCUGAGAUCAUCAGGGCAUAAAUCUUGUUUUUCUGUCAUAUUAUGUCUAAACUAAUAAAUAAGUUAACAUAAAAUUAGUCCAUUGCCUCAAAAAUGUAAAAUCUUUCAAACUAACUCCUUUUGCAUUGAUUGAGAUUUUCAAGAAUUUAUGGAUUUUAAGGAUUUGAUGUCGGUGUUAAAUUAGAUAACUUUAAUGUUUCCUAGGUUGAGUUAGAUGGAUGGAUAUGAAUGUAAACGAUAUAAUCUGUAGAGAAUUAUUAAAAAAAUAUGAACAAGAAUCAAACCCUGGAAAAUUACAAUCAGAUUAAUGACUUUUCCUUAAGCUGUAAACCGGAUUGUCUCUGUAACGAACAGACCAGAGGAGGACCGAGUGUGGCGCCUUGUGGAGCUCCGUCAGUAAUACUUUAUCUGAUCUGAGAACAGAAACAGAAGAUACUGCUGAUGUGUUCGCAGCACUGGGAAAACUUACAGGAAGCUGUUGUUUUAAAAACAAAUCAGUCUGAAUAAUCUAUGGAUACUUUUAUCUGCUCAUGUUUCUACAGAUGUAAAUACGUUUUAGCUCAUUUCCUUUUGGGUUUUGCUUCAUUUCAGACAUUUAAAUCUGUAUUUGUACUGUAUAUAGUUUAAUUUUCCCCUGAUAUUCACCUUUAAAGCAGAUUUAAUCUAAUCUUGUGUUUUUUUCUGAUAUGAAUUAGCAUCAUUGUUAAAUUUCUGUUUUUCCCACAAAUCUGUAAAUUCUUCAUUAAAUUGUCUGGAAGCAGCUUAGAAACCAUCAGUGGUAUUUAACAGCUGAUUUAACUGGUGUUUACUGUCACACUGGGACCAUUAUAUCAGGGUUAAUGGCUCAGAGUGCUUUGCUCAUUCUGACUGACUGGUUUUUGUGGUCAAACUGGUUUUAAUGGAUUUAAUGGUCGAUUUUCUUCCUGUCCUCAGUUUUGAAUUAAAUUCUCUGUUGUUUUUAUCAGUUUCUUUUUCUUAAUAUGAUGAUUUUUCUCACUGACCCAGUUCUUCGGCGCUGCUGGGUGUUUUUUUCCUGACUUUAUGAGGAGCAUUUCUUCAGUCAGACGGCGUACGCUAACGUCUCCUAGCUUCUCCUCCACAUGAAAAGGCCUCCAGCUAAAUGUAUAAUUCAGGCUGAAUGUCUCUGGUUGUUUCUACAAUCAUCCAGGAGGUUGGAAAGGCCCAUCAGAUUCAUUAAUAUAGAGUCAAAGUUCUUGAUUGUGGAACCGUAAACAGAUGAUGGUUCCUAAAUAUGUGAUGCAAGUCUCAGAUAUUUACAGCUCAUUGUUUACUGCUGCGCUCACACAAUGAGGUGAGGCUUCCAGAUCUGUAAGUGUUCCUCAGUCCUAAUCUUUGUUCAACUUCCUGUUUUAUUGUCUGCUGUUUUCUUUCCUCCGUCUCUCUGUGAGAUGAAUUAUUUAACCUGCCUUCAGGAACCCUCCCUGUCUCCAUCUUUGCGUCCUGAGCUGCAGCCACGGACAGAUGUGGGGUUUCCUCUGCAGCAGCGCCAUCAGAAGCAACCAAUCACAGGAGGAAUCUGACUCCUGCCUUCGUUUUUAUAAACUGCUGCCACAGCAAAACGUCAGUAAACUUACAGCGAGCUCCGUUGUUGCUUUUACAGCUAGCUGUACAGUUAGCUAAUCAUUCUGAAAUUCAAAGUUUCAAGUUAAACACAAAGCACAUUAGCAUCCUAGCGUUCCGAUUAGCAUGCUAAUGUUUUUAUGCAAAUAGUAGCAUUAAGAUGGUAUGGUUAACAUUUUGAUGCUAACAGCACCUUUAGCAUACUAAGCUUUCAGUAAUGUCUAUAAAUAGCAUGCUAUUAUAUGUUUAUGCUAAUGUUAAUAUGCUAAUGUUUUAAGGCUAGUACAGAAAUUAACACACUAAAGGUGACAUAACAGUUGGUUAAUAUUAAUAGUCUGAAAUUAUGCAAAAACAAACGUUAGCACGCGAACAUUUCAUGCUAACAGUAUUAGCCUAUUUCCAUGCUAACACAAAAAUUAGCACACUGACAUUAACAUUCUUUCCCAGCAGUUUGCUAAUGCAAAAAAUAGCACACUAAUAGUAGCAUCCCAAGCCAACAGUAAUAUUAAUAUUUCUAAUGUAGGUUAUGGAAAUGUUAGCACACUGGAUGGACUCCUGACUCAACUGUUCACAUCUUCUAGUUCAAAAUCCAAAAGCAGAAAGUUCUCCAGUGAAGUGGGUCAAAUCAUUUUCAGAUAGCAGCGGUUAUGAAAACUGAAUUCAUGUUGAAUAAAUCCCCUCAGAUUUAAGGAAUCAUUUCUGCAUCCUGCCAGCCUUUAUUCUGGAUUUCUAAAACAUUGAAACAUGACCGGCAGGUUUUAUCGGUUUCCUGCUGCGUCCAUUAAUAAUGACUGAACAAAAAAUGCAGCAGCAUGUUUGCUCACUUCCAGCUGCAUUUAUUGUUAACAAACACUGAGAGCAGAGAACUGUCUGUGAAGAGAAAGAUGGCAAUGUUGAAACUGGGAGAAAAUGGAAAAUCAAUGUUGACCAAUCCAUAAACAUUAGGACCGUCUGGAAGACGGAAAAACUGAGCAGCCGACCGCUGGAUGGAGAAAACGUUUGAGAGCUGGGAAAGAGUGGAAGCAAAGACUCGUCACCUUCUGUCUUUAUUUUAUGUUAUUAGGAAAAUGACACGAUUUCAUUAUUGCUUCAGAUGGUUUCUAGGCUUUUUGGUGGAGUUAUUUUUAGAUUUUCUCUCUUCUACACUUCUGAGCUCUGAUAUAACAUGAAAAAAACGAGAUCAAUAACAGUGAAGGUCUGAAAAUAUUUGAUCUGAAAGUCAAACUGAUCCUCGCUGCUCUUCAGAUCGAAGCGAUGAAUCUCCUGGAACCUCCUGGGUUCUGGUUCCAGGAUUAGUUGCGUGUUGUGAACCCGCCGCGGCUCUGAGGUCACAUGGUGAUUUAUGACGCUCGGUGUGAGAUUGAUGUGUUUGUUUUGUUGUUUCUGCUGAAUCGGCAGAUCUGAUCCUGUGUCAGUCCUGCAGAAGACGACAGCUGGACUCAUUUUUCACGGGAGCAGUUUGAUUCAUGGCGGCUCUACGUCCAUGUUGGGCUCCACCGUCGGAUUCAGCAGGAAAAUCCACCGAUCAUCUCAAGGGAGGAUCCCGCCGGUCCAGUCAGGAGUCUCUGAACUCUCCUGUCACUCCGAUGUCCAGCUCAGCCUCAACGACCUCGCCACUCAGCCGUGAAAACUUCAGGAGCGGCAGCAGAAUAAAACUUUCAAAAACCUUCUGGCACAAGACAACGGUGACGAGGCGAGAAAGCAGGAAGACCUGGAAAAACCCAGAGGGUUCAGAUCCGGCUGGUUAUGAAACACAAACAAAUCACAAACGUCUUAAACAGGAAAUGACGUCAAUAACAAAGUGAAAAAACAGAACAUAUGGAAAUUAUGCUUAAACUGCUUCAAAAUUAAAGUUAUAUAAACAUUUUGUAAGUUUAAGAAAAAACUUUGAGCCAAAAGUUUGGAAAGUUGGAAAUUCAAUUCAAUAUUUUGAAUUUAGCUGAAAAAUACAGUGACCUAAUAAACAAAAUAUUCCCUUUGUCUAGUUCUAGCAACAAUAACUUAGCUUUGCAGUAUGCUAACUCAGCUUAGAUUAGCAAAAUGGCUGCCUCGCCAUGUUAAACAUUAGGCUAAUGUAGCCUAGCUUAGCAUAAUAUCAGUAGAUCACUUACUUUAACUUAGCAAGACGAGCACUUGUAUACUCAGUUGGCUUUAUUUAGUCAGGCUAAAUACACAGCUAGCUUAGCAGUGUUUUAAUGUAGCUAGCUUAGCAAUAUGGUGACUCAGCAACAUUUUCUCUUAGCUUAGCAGCAACAGAGUCACUUACCCAAGUUUAGAAAUGUUGUAACUUUGUUCAAUUUAGAGAAAUAAUUACUUAAUUUAAUUUGGCAGAUUAAUUAUUUUUCCUAAUUUGGAAAAAUGUCACAUUAGCUUAAAAAAAAGGAUUGCUUAUUUAACAUCUAAACUAAGGAGUCUGGAUCUGUUUUUACAAACUAACAACAUUAUAACCCCUUCUGUCUUUUUGUUUUAUCAUAAAGUCUGACGUCUUGUUUUUUUUAAACCAACUUUGAAUUAAAAAUGCAUAAAACACAGUAAUUAAUAACCGGUUGCAUGUUUUUCAGUGUCACAUACAGUCUCUUUUUUUACAGCGCACAAAUAAAAACAUUUUCAUUGGAUAUUUAUACAGUUUAAAAACGCUGGAAAGUAAACAGGAAACAACCUCACUCCAUCUCACUGUGGUAGAGGAACCCAGAUUAUGAUUUGUUUUAUAAAAAUGAAUUUUUAGUCAUUAUUGUCUGCUGAAAAAAGGAAGAAAACAUAAAAGUCUGCAGAAGAUUUUAUGUUCCAGUUAUUUAUCCAGACUUCAAAAAGAUACAAGAACCUGAAGGACAUAUUUAACAAGUAUGAAGAGAGCAGAAUUUGCUGCAGUAAAGUCUAAAAAAAGCCGAACUCCAGCAGGAGGAUUGAUUUUUAUGAGUAGCUAUAAGAAGCAGCGCGGAGUCUGAAUCCCUUCUGUCCCUGGGAGGCGAUUCGGAGCCGCCGUGACUCACCGGAUCGUCCUGUACAGCAGAACCAGCACACUGGCAAAUCAUUGCUUUUUCAAUUACUGAUCUGUCCGGCCGCUUCUCAUCCAGAUAAUUAGUCAAAUCCAGCGACCGGCAGCGGUUAAGUAGCUAAAGGGCAAACAGACGUCAAACCAAUCUAUUUUAGGAUUUCUCGGCUCCUCUGGGUGAAUCCUGGAGCAGACGACAAAAACCUGCAGCACAGAGAAAACAUUUUCACAUGUUAGAAGGGAAAUAAUCUGAAAGUGGAACUACAUUUUUUAAUUAAUAGGAAGGAAUUAAUGACUAAAAACAAGAUCUUAUAUCUUCCUGAUAAGUUUGAAAUGACUUGUAAGUUAGUUUUGUUUUAUUUAGUGUGUAAUUUAAGAUAUUUGCACCAGAAACUAGAGAAAAAUACUUGGUAAGAUUUUGUGUUUUUACAGUGCAGAUGGACUUUCAUCAACACAAAGAUGAAAAUAUCUUCACUAAAAGGUUUGAAUGUUAGUCGCAACUAAAAGUCAUCGCUGAAGAGUUUAUCUUUACAAUAACAUCUGUUUUCUAAAUAAA